AUGGCAAUGGAUGAUUUUAACCGAUGCUUAGACAAUUGCGGUUUGUUAAAAAUUCCUUCAAAAGGGCAUAAAUUGUCAUGGUGCCAUAGUCAAGAGGGUCAUGCCCAAAGUUGGGCUCGAUUGGAUAGGGUGGUCAUUAAUGAAAAUUUUUUGAGAUCCUUUCCGUUGGCAUCCAUGGAGUAUUUAUCAAGGAAAACUUCUUAUCAUAGUCCUAUGUUUAUCAAGGGUUCUAGUGUAGAUGGCCGGUAUGGUUCAGAACCGUUUUGGAUCCAGAACAUGUGGACUCAUCGCCCAUCCUUUUUGGAUUGCGUGGCUGCGGUAUGGAGGGAGCCAUCUUUGGAGAAGGGUUUUUAUAAGCUUGCUUCUAAGUUAAAGAAGAUGAAGGUGGCUUUGAAGAGUUGGCAUAGGAGAGUUUUUGGCCAUGUGAAUAACACCAUCAAGGAGCUUGAAGAGAGAAUUGAGCUGGUGGAAGAUAAACUCCAAAUGGAAUAUCAUAAGGAGCUUGAGCUAGAGUUGCUGGUCUCCAAAGCAGAACUUUAG
This is a messenger RNA of Juglans regia (Persian walnut), 540 nucleotides long. RefSeq lists its product as uncharacterized. The record is from RefSeq and is a predicted model, not a curated record. The coding region runs from base 1 to 540 and encodes 179 amino acids. NCBI's taxonomy places the organism in Eukaryota, Viridiplantae, Streptophyta, Magnoliopsida, Fagales, Juglandaceae. The transcript has a single exon.